Messenger RNA from Nicotiana attenuata, 1286 nucleotides. Its product is annotated as LOB domain-containing protein 6-like. Bases 538 to 1113 code for a protein of 191 amino acids. The transcript has 4 exons. Lineage: Eukaryota; Viridiplantae; Streptophyta; Magnoliopsida; Solanales; Solanaceae. The record is from RefSeq and is a predicted model, not a curated record.
UGCCCCUUCUUACUACUCCUCUCCUACUAUAUGCAUUCAGUUUUUUUUGGCCAUAAAAAUGGAAGCUUAAAGAUUGCCAUAUUAUUCCUUUUCAAAUAGGGUUACUUCUACUUAAUAUCAUACCUCUAUUCAGUACAUACAAAAUAUACAAAAAAGUUGAACUCUCUGAUAUAGCGAAAAGGAAACUCAAAUAUAUAUUCUCAAAAAAAAUAUUGAACUGAAAGAAAAGAUAGCUUUUACUCCACGAGAUCCAAAAGCUUGACUUUCAGCUGUCAAUCACAAUAAUCGAGUCAAAAUAUAAAUAUGCGCUGAAAGUUAAAAAAAAAAAAGAAAAUAAUUUGGGCAGGGAAAAGAAAGGUUUGACCGAAGAGUUCGAGGACAUUGGCACGGAAACUUGAGGGAUACUUCUGCUUCCUUUGGUUAAAUUGCAGCAGCAAGAUCCUGAAAGGGAUAAGGAGAAAAAAAAAAGGUACUAAAGAGAAAACGAAGAAACAAAAGAAGAGAAGUGUUUGUGCAAGCUAGCUAUAAUACUUGUGAAUGGCUUCAUCUUCUUCAUCUACAUUAUCAUCCUACUCACCAUGUGCAGCAUGUAAAUUCCUACGUCGAAAAUGCCAGCCAGAAUGCGUGUUUGCUCCUUAUUUCCCACCAGAUCAACCCCAGAAAUUUGCAAAUGUUCACAAAAUAUUUGGAGCCAGUAAUGUGACAAAGCUGCUCAACGAAUUGCAGCCUCACCAAAGGGAAGAUGCCGUCAACUCUCUCGCUUAUGAAGCUGACAUGCGCCUCCGCGACCCCGUCUAUGGUUGCGUUGGCGUCAUUUCGCUUCUUCAACACCAGCUUCGACAGCUCCAACUUGACCUUAGCUGUGCCAAAUCUGAGCUUUCCAAAUACCAAAACAUAGGAGGAGGCAUUGCUAGUACGAACAGUUAUAGCCUCUUGGCAGCAGGCAAUCAGCAUAAUCUGGGGUUCAAUUUUAUGGGAGGAGGAGGGGGUGGGAGGCCGGACCUUAACCACCACCUCUAUCACCAUCAGUUUUUCCCCAGAGAUCAGCAGCAACAACAACAACAACAAAUUAUACGAAGAUUUGAAAGAGGAAGUAAUAAUUUUGGAGUUUGACUUCUAUACAGUGAGAAAUUAUUUGUUUGAAGGUAAAAUUAUGUUGAGAUUAUAUACAUAGAUUAUAAUAUAUUGAGAUUAAUAAUUUCUGAAUUAUUCAGUACGUAUGAUCAUCUGUUUAUAAGUUCAUUAUAAUGAAGAAAAAAAAUUUAUACAGUGUACAAGAUUCUAAA